AUGUCACAUGACUCAACGCAGCCCCUGUCAGGGCUCUUGUUUGAGACGGAUGCCAAUAGUGCCAUCCAUAAUUCAAUUGAGAGACAUAAGCCGCUGCUUAUGCUAAUCACAGGGCAAUCGGAUGAAUGUGAGAGCUGGAUUGAUGGCCGAUUAACCAAUAAGAAUGAGAGAUUUGAGUCUUCCCUCAGGCCUUAUCUAAGCUCAGAGUUUGUCCUAUUAAAGAUAUUUAAGGAUACCCCGGAUUUCUUUAUGUUACUACAGAUUUAUCCGCAAUUUGGAUCAAUAGAUGUUCCGGCAGUAUUGAUUGUUUCCGGAGGCAAGAUUGUUGAUUUGAUCGGCCACGAUGUUAGUGUAUCCGAGUUUACCGAGAGAAUGUGCUCCCAGAUGCAGAGGGGAAAGAAGGAGGAGGAGGAGGAGGAGGAGAAGAAGAAGAAGAAUGAUGGCGAUGAAAGCAAUGAAAGAUCGGAUUUGACUUCUGAAAGACCCUUGAAGGCUAUUACAAAAAAGACUGGUAAAAUACCCAAAUCGAACAAUACCACAGGAUAUACGACAUCUGCUGUGCAAGCUGCGGCAGCAGCAGCGGCCUCAGCAGCUUCAUCGGCUGCUUUGGAGAGGGAAAGAAUUCUACGCCGAGUCAAAUUGGAUCGUGAAGAAAUUAAACACGACCGCAUGGAGGAGAAACAUCAGAUUUCGGAAGAACCGGUAAGAGAAAACAUACACAACAAGGAUUUAGAGACAGAGUUGAACUACGUUCUUCAAGUAAGACUUCUGGAUGGGAAGGCCAUUAGAUCCAAAUUUCAGCGCGAUGAAAAGCUUGGCAAAGUCAGAGACUACAUUUUGGAACAGUAUCCUGACUACAGAAACGUAUCCUUUUAUUUCUACAGGAACGUUGAUCGUGUCACAUAUAAGGAGGAAGACGAGGCCAAGAGUCUUAGAGAGUUGAAUUUAAACCGGGCCACACUACUGAUGAGACCCCUGGAGAGGCAGCGCCAUGGUGACAUAGAUACCCCAACGAGCAGCACAGAGAUAGGUAAUGCUGUGACAGGAACAGUUAGCUGGCUUAAGAACAGGGUUGGUAGUUAUUUAUGGGGUACUCCACCAGCAGUGGAAAGCUCAAGAAAUACGAUUGUUCAUCAAUCGAAGGCACUUUAUCACGAUGAAGUGACUACAGAUCCUAGUGAACAGACGUCCAAUUUCAAUCCUUAUGGCCAAUCCGAUCUCAUUGAUAAGUCCGAGCAUACAGAAGCUAAGAAAAAGGGACAUAGCACUUUUACCAAAAAAUCUGAGAAACGACCUCAGGUAUCGACGCACGAGAGCCACGGAACAGAAAGUACGUAA
Brettanomyces nanus is the source of this 1338-nucleotide messenger RNA. RefSeq lists its product as uncharacterized. The transcript has a single exon. Gene Ontology annotation, molecular function: protein binding. The record is from RefSeq and is a predicted model, not a curated record. NCBI's taxonomy places the organism in Eukaryota, Fungi, Ascomycota, Pichiomycetes, Pichiales, Pichiaceae. The coding region runs from base 1 to 1338 and encodes 445 amino acids.